Molecule: messenger RNA, 3750 nt
Organism: Podarcis raffonei (Aeolian wall lizard)
Lineage: Eukaryota; Metazoa; Chordata; Lepidosauria; Squamata; Lacertidae
Product: vomeronasal type-2 receptor 26-like
Exons: 5
Coding region: 102-2489 (795 amino acids)
Biological process (GO): G protein-coupled receptor signaling pathway
Cellular component (GO): membrane
Molecular function (GO): G protein-coupled receptor activity
Source: RefSeq, a predicted model, not a curated record
ACUCACACAGGACCUUCACUGCCUUCACUGGUUCUGAUUUGAAAGAGAGGUAGAGCUGAAUAUUAGAGGUAGAACAGAAAUAUCACUUGGACAGUGCUGGCAUGUAUAUAAUUUCUCCCCCCAGGAAAGGACCCACAAAGUACUGGCAGCUCCUCUCCUUCUUGUAUGCCAUUCAAGCGAUCAACCAGAAUCAAAAGCUGUUACCCAACAUCACCCUGGGCUACAGCAUCCAUGAGAACUUUUUUGAUGGAAGGGUGACCUAUGAUGCUUUGCUAGACAUGUUGUCAAUUGGGCAGCUGAACUUUCCAAACUACAGCUGUGGUAAACAGACUAACUUACUGGCUGUUCUCGAAGGGUCCGACUCUCAAAACUCCAUCCAGAUUUCAAACGUGUUGGGCAUCUAUAAAAUCCCACAGGUCACUUAUGCUUUUGUCUCUCAUGUUCUGAAUGAUAAGAGGCAUUUCCCUUUUUUCUACCGGAUGGUCCCCAAAGAAGAAGCCCUGUACCCAGGGAUUGUCAAGCUGCUCCAGCACUUCCGAUGGACCUUGAUUGGCCUCCUUGCACCAGACAGCGACAAUGGAGAGAGGUUCCUGAAGAGCUUGACACCCGUGCUCAUCAAGAGCGGAGUCUGUGUUGUCAUCUCACAAAGCAUCCAAGGACUGAAUACAAAUGGAGUAUACAUGCCUCGUCUUCCAUUCCGCAAGUGGAGGCAAGUGCAUGUAUUUGUUUACUACGGGGAAAUGACUUAUUUCUUAGAUGGACUACUCAUCAUACAAAGGUUUUUUGACAUAGGGAUGAAAUCCAUUGUUGGGAAAAUCUUCAUCACAACAGUUUUGUGGGAUGUCGCCCUGGAGCUGAUGUAUAAUGACAUAUCUUUCCAACACAUCCAUGGUAUAUUUUCCUUCUUCACUGAGACAAGUAAAGGGGCAAAAUACAGUGAUUUUCCACCCUUUUUCUCUGGUAUUAAGAAGUUUUGGGAGGAUGCUUUUAAUUGUUUCUAUUUAAAGCAUGCAUUCUCAGUGAAAGGCCAGACAAGAUGCAGAGAGAGAGAGAAACUGGAGAGGCUUCCCCAAGAUGAUCUGGAAAGAAUCCUCUCUCUAGACAGCUACAGGAUCUACAACACUAUGCAAGCCGUGGCUCGUGCCUUAAAUGCUGCAUAUUCAUCUAGAUCUAAGCAGAGGGGAACUGAGAGAAUGGGACUUCAAAGGCUACAGCCAUGGCAGCUCCACCCUUUCCUAGGAAACACCCAGUUCUACAAUUCUUCCAUGGACAGAGUGUAUUUGGAUGAGAACGGGGAGCUGGCAGCCGACUUGGACAUUGUGAACUGGGUGGUGUUCCCCAAUAAAUCCGUCCUCAGAGUGAAGUUUGGGAGUAUCGACAGACAGGGAUCCCCAGACCUGAAGUGCUCCAUCGACCAGGAGGCCAUUGUGUGGCCCAAGUGGCUCAAUCAGACCCUUCCUACUUCCAGGUGUGUGGAAAGCUGUCGCCCUGGAUCCGUCAAGGUGAUUCAGGAAGGGAAGCCUCUUUGCUGUUAUGAAUGUCUUCCCUGUGCAGAAGGGACCAUCUCCACUCAGGAAGAUGCAGACCAUUGCAAAAAAUGCCCAGAAAAUCAGCAUCCAAACCAUAACCGAGAUCAAUGUGUGUUCAAGCAUAUCACCUUCCUAGCCUACGAAGAAUCUCUGGGGGUUGUCCUACUUUCCCUUGCCCUACUGGGGUCCUUAGCCACAAGCUUUGAUUUAGGAAUCUUUAUUAAAUACAACGAAACUCCCAUAGUCAAAGCCAACAACCGGGACCUCUCCUACAUCCUCCUCGUCUCCCUCCUGCUUUCCUUUUUGUCCUCCUUCCUGUUCAUUGGGAGGCCAAGGAAAGGGACCUGCCUUCUCCGAGAAACAGGCUUCAGCAUCAUCUUCUCUGUUGCUGUUUCUUCUGUGUUGGCAAAAACCAUCACUGUGGUUCUGGCCUUCCUGGCCACCAAGCCAGGGAACUCAGUGAGGAGAUGGCUGGGGAAGAGUCUGGCCAACUCCAUUGUCAUUUCUUGUUCCUGUGUCCAAGUUGUCAUCUGCAUGAUCUGGCUGGGGAUCUCGCCACCAUUCCCAGACUCUGACAUGCACUCCCAGCCUGGGGAGAUCAUCCUGCAAUGCAACGAAGGGUCUGUGGCCAUGUUCUAUGGUGCCCUCGGCUACAUGGGCUUCCUGGCGGCCAUCUGCUUCACGGUGGCUUUCCUAGCCAGGAAUCUGCCUGGGGCCUUCAACGAAGCCAAGCUGAUCACCUUCAGCAUGCUGGUCUUCUGCAGUGUUUGGGUGUCCUUUGUGCCCACCUACCUGAGCACCAAGGGGAAGUACAUGGUAGCCGUGCAGGUUUUCUCCAUCUUGGCCUCCAGUGCUGGGCUCCUGGGCUGCAUCUUCAUUCCCAAAUGCUACAUUAUUUUGCUGAGACCUGAUCUGAACACAAAGGAGCACCUGACAGCAAAAACUAAAAAUAGCAUCUGAUUCUUAAAAUAUUAUUUUUCAAGAAGGUAGGGAAGUGAGAUUCUUGAAAAAUGAUGUUUCAGUUUAAAAAACCAUUACCCUCAUUUGAUCAUGUAGAACCAACCAACUUAAUGGAAGUAGUUAUGAAAUUUGGAUCUGGCUGAAAAUUUGUUAAAACUUUGGAAGAUAUAGAUCACAUAGAUCACAGGGAAUUCACAUUACCAAAAUUUUGUAAUUAUUCUUGGAACGGAACAAGGAUGUCCACUGUCACUCCUGUUAUUUCUCCCAGUGAAUCUCCAGCCCCCGGCUCUCUCUCUUCCUCAUUCAUCAUCACCUCCUCUGCGGGUGGUGCUAAGUACCCUCUGUCUUUGAGCUCUUUGCUCUCCUACUUUUAAGGCUCGCUGGGUUCUGGGAGAUGGUGGGUCUAGAAUGCUUUCUAAUGACGUGUCAGCCAGGUGUUGCUCUGGCUCUCCCAUGAUUUCCCAACUUUCCCCCUCAUCUGCCUCUGAGCCGUGACUUCCGUCAAACCCCUGUUGUAAAUCUAUACUGUCUUCUUCCUCUUCUUCCUCCCUGGGAGGGUCAGGAUGGAGAGGUGGCCUCCCCCAUUCCUGCCUGGCCCUUGGUCAUCUUGGUCACUCUCCACCCCAUACCUGCCAACUCAUCAAUCUCUUCCUUAAUUUAUGGUGCCCAGAACUGGACACCGUAUUCCAGGUGUGGUCUGACCCCGGCGGAAUAGAGUGGGACUAUUACGUCCCUUGAUCUGGACACUAUACUUCUGUUGAAGCAGACUAAGAUUUCACUUUUAUAAACUUUAUAGAACUGUUUAGAACUUUUACAGCUGCCUGGAACUUCCAAAACUGUAUUGGAGAAUCACGGGAGGCGGGAGCCAUCCGUACUCCAGGCACCAAGAAGCAAUCAGGGUGCGUAGCGCAAUCAAAGUGGUGCGGGAACUUUAUGAUCCUUGUGUUCAGGACCCUUGUGUUUCUGGGACCCAUAGAUGGCUGUGGGGACAUGCAACACACUACGCUUAUAGAGAGUUUGCAUGAAACCCACAAAAAUCUUUAGCUCCACUGGGCCCUUAAUUUUAAAAAAGGGGGGAGUUUCAGGGAGCAUGUGGAAGAUUGGGGGAAAUCAAAACCCAUUCCUCCUGAUCAGAAUUGAUGAGUUGAUGACCACUGUAAGCAGAUGAAAACAUUAGCAGGAUUGCAAUAACACUUGUAAUGUAGAAAUUGCUAUGGAGAAAAUGGAGUGAUGUAAAAUAUGGACUAUUGAACAGUAUGCA